AUGAUCGAGAAUUACAGACCUUUUCGUUUGAUUAAUAUCAACUCUGGCUAUUUUGUCCAUUCAGAUGACGAGGGAAGAGGCAAUAUCCGUAUGUUGAAUUCUCCCAACAGCAAAUGUCAGUUAUUUUAUGCAGAGCCACAAGACGGAUCUGGAUACACAUUACGCAAUUUGAAUAGUGGAUAUUAUGUUCAUUGCGAUGAUGAAGGAAGGAGCAAUGUUCGACAACUUUUUAGUUCCAAUGACAAGUGUCAAGUAUUUUAUUUCAAUAAUGAAGGACGAUUCAUAAGCAGAAACUCUGGAUAUUAUAUACAUGCUGAUGAUGAAGGAAGAGCUAACCUAAGAAUGCUUCGUGACUUGAACAACAAAUGUCAAGUUUUUAGGAUUGAAUACGAUUCAGAGUAUCCUUCGUUGGAUGAUGUCACGAUUAAAUCUUUUAUAAAGAAUACCCAAGAACUUGAUGAUUACUUGAUAAAUCAAGAUACUGAUAAUCGGUACUGUGGAAUAAAAGAUAAGAAUUGGACAUAUUUGGAUGAUGGGAAUAUUCGUAUGAAACCCAUUUUUUCUUAUUUAAAGUAUAUAAACAAGACGAUUAUACCGGAGAAGUUUGAGCAAGAACAUACUUUUGAAAAAAUUAAAGGAACAGUAAAGACUUGGAAUGUGUCGGUUAAAAUAACUCAGAGUAUAUCUGCGAAUAUUGGCGUUGUUGAAUCAAAUACCAGCAUAGAACUAGGGUUUUCUUAUACUAGCCAGAUAUCAGAACAGACAAGAGAAGAGUGGAAACAGAAAGUAACUGGUCCUGUUACUUAUUGGACUUUUCAGCCUGUGAUUGUUUUUGCCUUGCAGGCCAUAAAAGGAUCCUCUGAAAAUCCAGCCGGUACCAAACUUAUCCAUUUAACCAAAGACAGUCCUUUCUUAGUGACAAAAUAUAAAAAGGGGGUAGAUCCUAGGGAAGCAGAUAUAAUUGUAACUC
Ambispora leptoticha is the source of this 970-nucleotide messenger RNA. NCBI's taxonomy places the organism in Eukaryota, Fungi, Glomeromycota, Glomeromycetes, Archaeosporales, Ambisporaceae. The record is from the annotation of a GenBank genome assembly.